This is a messenger RNA of Punctularia strigosozonata HHB-11173 SS5, 768 nucleotides long. RefSeq lists its product as uncharacterized. The record is from RefSeq and is a predicted model, not a curated record. Bases 1 to 768 code for a protein of 255 amino acids. The transcript is spliced from 6 exons. NCBI's taxonomy places the organism in Eukaryota, Fungi, Basidiomycota, Agaricomycetes, Corticiales, Punctulariaceae.
AUGACCAUGGAAAAUAACGACGCAGACGCGCAGCAGGAGCUCUGCUCUCUGAUACAGCAAAUACGUCAGAUGCUUUUGGUCGCUGAAGGUGUCUUGAGCCGGGCCAGUGAGAGUACCUCGUCCACGGCUGCCUCGUCGCCACGUGAAUCUCCGACCGGAACUCUCACUCCCGAGGAGGGCCGUAUUUCGGCCCGCCCACGUCGUGAUACAGGCAAGAGCGCAUCGCGUCUGCCCCCGCCCGACUUCAGAGUCUGUGACGACGUCUGUGGUCCCAUCGACGUCUCGAAGCCAUCCUAUGCUAUGAAUUUGUUCCGAUCUCGUGGAGGAAUCGCCAUCCGCACUGGCACAGCCGCGUCGUCGAUUCCGAAUGCGCCGGUCUCGUCGCCAGUUUCGGUGGCUCGGGUUGUAACGCAGCUGCCGCCUCAGCAAGCGACACCAUCCUCUUCCGAUGCGUCCAGUAGUGGUGCUGCGCCUGGUAAUGAACCCUCUGGGGGUGAGUCUGCCGCUAGCGUUCGUGUGCCUGAAGUUCCUGCUCGCCUUCGCUGGUACGUUAUUACCAUGGGUAACAGAGUUGGUGUCGUAAGAGGCUGGCACAUAGCAAAGCCUCAUACCUUACCUUUGGACUCGCUUUGCCUUCAGGUCGCGAGCCGCGAGGAAGGCGAGGAAAUCUUCGAGCAAGCGCUGGCUGCGAAAGCUGUUCGAGUUUGGCUGAAUCAUGCUUGGGUUGAGGUCAGCGACGACCCCGCAUUCGAGCAGUACAUCUUGUAG